AUGUUGCUGCAACAUGGAUGUACCAAACUAACCCGUGAACUGCUCACCACCUUUCUGGUUGAGGUAGCUGCCAUUGUUAAUAACAGACCACUUGUCCCGGUAUCCACAGACACAGAGGACCCAGUUCUGCUAACACCUUCAACACUCCUCACCCAAAAGAUUAGCUCUGUUCCUGCACCGAAGGGUGACUUCACCACAAAGGACGUUUCUAGACGACAAUGGAGGCAUGUUCAACAUCUUGCGCAGAGGUUUUUGAACCUUGUGGAAGGGCCAGUACCUCCCUCUUUUGCAGGCCUGAUGCAAAUGGACUUCCAGCAUUCUAAACCUGGCAGCGUGGUUCUUUUGAAAGACCAGGAUUCAAAGAGAAACGAAUGGCCCUUGGGACUGGUUACCCGUAUCAUUCCUAGCCGAGAUGGAAGAGUGCGACAGGUCGAAAAGAAAAUUCAUGAAAAUGACCGUGCAAAAUUGUUCCUAAGACAUGUGACAGAGACAGUACUUCUCCUUCCCCGACUUCCAUCUGAGCCUAUCAGUUAA
Acanthosepion pharaonis is the source of this 534-nucleotide messenger RNA. Lineage: Eukaryota; Metazoa; Mollusca; Cephalopoda; Sepiida; Sepiidae. The record is from the annotation of a GenBank genome assembly.